AUGGGUGUCGUCGAAAAGAUCAAGGAGCUCGAAGAUGAGGUAGCAAGGACACAGAAGAACAAGGCAACAGAAUACCAUUUGGGCCAGCUGCGAGCCAAGAUCGCCAAGCUUCGCCAUGAGCUGCUCGAGCCGCAAAAGAAGUCGGGCAAGCCGGGCGAGGGCUUCGAUGUCAUGAAGUCCGGUGAUGCACGAGUAGCGCUCAUCGGUUUCCCUUCGGUCGGAAAGUCGAGCUUCCUCUCGAAAGUCACCGACACCAAAUCCGAGGCUGCUGCUUACGAAUUCACCACGCUCACAUGUCAGCCCGGUGUGCUCGAAUACGAAGGCGCCAAGAUCCAGAUCCUCGAUUUGCCAGGUAUCAUUGAGGGCGCUUCCGAGGGAAAAGGUCGAGGUCGACAGGUCGUCGCUGUGGCCAAGACGGCGGAUAUGAUCAUCAUCAUGCUCGACGCCACAAAGCCAGAUACGCACCGUGCGCUGCUCGAAAAGGAACUCGAGGCGGUCGGCAUCCGUCUCAACAAGACCAAGCCUGACGUAGUUCUGCGCAAGAAGAACACGGGCGGCAUCGUCAUCACCAAGGCAAUGGGCUUGACACUCACCAAGAUCGACGAGAAGAUGAUCCGCUCCAUCUUGCAGGGGUAUAAGAUGCACAACGUCGACGUCAUGCUCAGGGAGGACAUCAGCGUCGACGAAUUCAUCGACGUGGUGCUCGGCAAUCGCAACUACGUGCCGUGUCUGUACGUCUACAACAAGAUCGACUCGAUCAGCAUGGAGCAGAUGGACAAGCUCGCACGCCAACCCAACUCGGUGGUCAUCUCGGUCGAAAGAGACCUCAACAUCGACUACCUCAAGGACGUCAUGUGGGACAAGCUCGGUAUCAACCGCGUCUACACAAAGAAGCGUGGAGAGCGACCCGACCUCUCGGAUCCCCUGGUGGUGCGAAAAGGCGCCACGAUCGAGCACGUCUGUCACCAAGUGCACAGGGCGCUUGCGGACAAGUUCAAGUAUGCGCUCGUAUAUGGAAAGAGCAGCAAGUUCCCUACAUCGCAAAAAGUUGGUCUCAACCACGUUGUGGCAGCCGAUGAUGUGGUCAGCAUCUUUACCAAGUAG
Messenger RNA from Pseudozyma hubeiensis SY62, 1104 nucleotides. RefSeq lists its product as hypothetical. The record is from RefSeq and is a predicted model, not a curated record. Gene Ontology annotation, cellular component: cytoplasm. Lineage: Eukaryota; Fungi; Basidiomycota; Ustilaginomycetes; Ustilaginales; Ustilaginaceae. The transcript has 2 exons. Gene Ontology annotation, molecular function: GTPase activity; GTP binding. Bases 1 to 1104 code for a protein of 367 amino acids. Gene Ontology annotation, biological process: cytoplasmic translation.